Molecule: messenger RNA, 3561 nt
Organism: Notolabrus celidotus (New Zealand spotty)
Lineage: Eukaryota; Metazoa; Chordata; Actinopteri; Labriformes; Labridae
Product: importin-13-like
Exons: 22
Coding region: 411-3296 (961 amino acids)
Biological process (GO): protein import into nucleus
Cellular component (GO): cytoplasm; nuclear membrane
Molecular function (GO): small GTPase binding
Source: RefSeq, a predicted model, not a curated record
UCGCUUAUACACCAAAUGGGCUUUUUGCACUCUCCGACUAUGUUUUAUGUCCUAUCACAGUCAGUCAUCUCUGCAUCCAUUCCUCCCACAUGCAUCAGUUUGCAGUCGCUGCUGCUCCGCUGCUCCAAUCAGACGUCAAUGCGUCAGAGGCGCAGACGUCUGCGUCAGGAGCGCCUGUUGUGCUGCGCUGUAGCGUUUAAAACACAGUGGGCAACUUUAACAGUGUGUAUUGUAUCUUAUUUUACACACUUUUUAAAUUCUAUAGACACCAGGAAGGAAAAUGUGAACAGGUUUGAGGGUUUGUUGCCGGUAAUGUAAGAGCACAACUUUUAAACCCCCCACAGAGGCUGUAAUUUCUGAAGGAUUGAGGAAACAGCAACAGGGAGACCUGUUCCUUCACGCUGCGGGAGAUGGAGGCUCCAUCCACUCCGGGAGACAGCCCGGUGGAGUUGGAGUUAACGGUGGAGAAUGUGGAGUCGGCUCUGUACCAGCUUUACUUCGACCCAGAUAUGGAGCGUAAGAACUUGGCCCAGAAGUGGUUAACCCAGGCCCAGGCUUCUACACAGGCAUGGCAGUUUUGCUGGGCACUGCUUGGUCCUGACAAGCUCCCAGAGGUGCAGUUUUUUGGCGCCAGCACCCUCCACACCAAGAUCUCCCGUCACUGGGCAGACCUUCCCACAGAGCAGCAUGAGAGCCUCAGGAUGCAGCUCCUCUCCCAUAUCCUGCACUUUUCCUCGGGCCCCAAAAUGGUGCUUACCAGACUGUGUGUAGCCCUGGCUGCUAUGGCUCUUAACUUAAUCCCCCAGUCUUGGUCCCAGCCGGUGGCAGACAUGGUGAGGGCCUUCCAGCCGCAGAAGCCUGACUGUGAGGGUGCAGAGGCUGCACAGGAACCUCAUGCACACUGCCUGGCCCUACUGGAGCUCCUCACUGUACUUCCAGAGGAGUUCCAGAGCAGCCGACUGGCUCAGGCUCGUCGUGCCCAGCUGAGGGGGGCUUUAGCUGGGGAGUGGGCAGUGGUUUGUCCUCUGCUGCGUCAGCUGCUCCAAAGCCAGGAUUCUUCAGUGCAGGUGAAGGAAAAAGUGCUCCGCUGCCUGUCCAGCUGGGUGGGGCUAGACGUGCCGUUAGGGGAGAGCCAUGAACUGGUUCAGGACUGUUUCACCGCACUGUCCAAUCCUGAACUGUUUGACACGGCUGUGGAGACGAUAGUUAAUGCCAUCUCACAGCCAGACUGUCAGAGGUACAUUGAUGCUCUGGUGAACUUGGUGCCACUUGUGCUGGGUCUCCAUGACCAGCUGAAGACAGCAGCUCAGGACGGAGACAUGGAGACCUCACAUGGAAUCUGUCGUAUUGCUGUUGCUGUGGGAGAAACGCACUCCAGGGUUUUGUUGGAACAGGUGGAGCACUGGCAAGAAUACCUUGCUUUGGUUAACAUGAUUCUUUUCUGUACGGGCAUCCCCGGGCACUAUCCAGUCAGUGAGACCACCAGCUCCCUCACACUCACCUUCUGGUACACUCUGCAGGAUGACAUCUUGUCAUUUGAGGAGGAGAAACAGGCUGUUUACCUGCAGGUAUACAGGCCUGUUUACUUCCAGCUGGUGGACGUGCUGCUCCACAAAUCUCACUACCCCUCCCAGGAGGAAUACGCCUCCUGGUCCUCUGAUGACAAGGAGCAAUUCAGAAUUUACAGAGUGGAUAUUUCUGACACUCUGAUGUAUGUGUAUGAAAUGCUGGGGGCGGAGCUGCUCAGUAACCUCUAUGACAGACUGGGCCGACAGCUGAUGGACCCUCAACAGUCAGCAGUGUGGCAGGACACAGAGGCUCUGUUAUUUGGCUUCCAGUCUAUAGCUGAAACCAUAGAUGUGAACUACUCGGAUGUCAUCCCCGGUCUUAUCGGCCUCAUCCCUAGAAUCAACAUCAGCAAUGUUAUGCUGGCCGACACCGUCAUGUACACUAUAGGCUCUCUUGCCGAGUGGCUGGCUGACCACCCGGUGAUGCUGGGCGGCAUAUUACCCAUGGUACUUCAGGGCCUUGUGAAGGCAGAGCUGUCCGUGUCCAGUGUUUCCACUCUGAAGAGGAUCUGCAGGGAGUGCAGACAUGACCUCAGCCCCUACGCUCAGGACAUCCUCACCGUGUCACAGGAUGUGCUGGUGAAAGAAAUCCAUAAGAGCAGCCAGUGCAUGUGGUUGAUGCAGGCUCUGGGUUUCCUGUUGUCUGCCCUGCCUACAGAGGAGAUCUUGGUCAGACUUCAUGCUCUCAUCACACCUCACGUCCAGCAGCUGGACUCUCUGGUCCAGCAGGAGCCUAAUCCUCCUAACAAACAGUCUAUAAUCCACAUCCUGGGGAUGCUCUCCAGUCUCUUCACCACUUUGGACAUCAGACAAGCAGACAGCUUAGAGGGAGCCUCCAGCCCCAGACUCAGUCCCUCACAGAGUGCUCAAAAUCCAGUUGUUGUUGUGCUGCAGCAAGUGUUCACGUUGAUUCAGACCAUCCUCAGCAAAUGGCUGGAUGACUCAGAGGUGGUUGAGGCAGUGUGCGGGGUCUUUGAUAAGUCAGUUCGAACCCUCCUACACGAUUUCGGUCCGAUGGUUGCUCAGCUGGGCGAGAUGCUGGGGCAGAUCUACAGCGCCUUUCCACAAGCCUCUGCUCUAGACCUGGCCCGGCAGAUGGUUCACAUAUUUGCAGGAGAGGAACAGCACAUCUCUGACAUCAAGAGUCUGAUUGAGGUGUUGACUUCAACAACGUUAACCAUAUUUCAGCAAGGUCCUCGGGAUCAUCCUGACAUUGCAGAAUCAUUUAUGCAGCUUCAUGCUCAGAUUCUGAAAAGGAAGCCUGAUUUGUACCUGUCAGACCAGCUGGAUGUUAAAGCCCUGUUUUACUGUGGGAUUCUUUCACUGAAAUUUCCAGAGACCCCAACAGUAAAAGCUGCCAGUCUCUUCUUUACAGAGCUGCUGCCUCGCUGCAAAGAUGUCCCCUCUCUGGGUGAAGUUUUACAGAGAGACGGAAAGCUUCUAACAGAAACUAUACUCUACGCGGUUGGGGGCGGGUCACCUCGCAGUCUGUCAGAGCACUUCUCUGAGGUGUUGCUGAGUCUGAACAGACACUGUCCAGCUCUGCUGUCUCAGUGGCUCAAAGAAACACUGCAGAGUCCAGGGUUCCCCUCCAACCAGGUGUCCACAGAGCAGAAACACACCUUCAGUCAGCAGCUUCUGAGGGAGCAAUCCAACAAGCGUCGGGUGAAGGAGAUCGUCAAGGAGUUUUCUCUGCUGUGUCGUGGUCUGCAGGGGUCUGGAUACUAAAUCCACUGAAUGUAGAGAAGAAAAAAACAACCUAAAUGUGAAUCUGUUUUAAUCCUAAAAAUACUGAACAGGACUUUUUACCUGGGCAGGUGUCUCUGGACUAUGUAAACCAUGCUACUGAACUGAUGCAAAAACAGGAGGAAUGGACUGUUAGUAGGAUGAGUUGAACUCUGUGUGAUAUGUUUGUAAUAAAUUAACUUUGUCAGGAUAAAAAGAAAGAAGUGUCCCAAACUGAAAAACAACAAUAAACACUUCAUACUUUACA